CCCUUGGAGCGCCGGGCGCAUCCGCCAGCCCCGGCCGGCUGCUCCCCCCGCCGGCCAGCCGGGAGGGGAAGGAGGAGGAGGAGGAGGAGGAGGCGCGGAGCCCUCCGCCCCCUGCGGCGGAGAGGAGGGGAGGAAGGGGUGUGAGGCGUUAGGACCCGGCGGCGCGGGCCGGCUCGGGGUCCGGGGCGGUGCGGGGGGAGACGCCGCUGCCUCCUCUCCCCCUCCUUCCUCCCACAGCCGCCCCUGCCCGUCGAGGCAGCACUCCCAGGCUCCCCUGGGGCGCUCGGCAUGAGGAGGAUCAGGGCCAAUGCCAUCGCUAUCCUGACCGUCGCCUGGAUCCUGGGCACUUUCUACUACUUAUGGCAGGACAACAAACCCCGCUCGGCGGCCGCCGGCAGGUCCGCCGGCAGCGGCGGGGGGAGCGGCAGCUCCCGGAGCGGGCAGAGGUCGGCAGGCAGGCUGGAGCUCCGCCGGGAAGAGAGGACCAUCCCCUUCAUCAUGACAAGGGCUCCCCAAGGAGAGAAGAACAGCCGGAAGGGUUUUGAUGAAAAGGCUUACUUGUCCUCAAAGCUACUGAAGGCUGGAGAAGACCCAUACCGCCAGCAUGCUUUUAAUCAGCUGGAGAGUGACAAACUGGGGAGCGAUCGGCCCAUUCGGGACACCAGGCACUACAGGUGCACUUCUCUACACUAUGACACGGACUUGCCAGCCACCAGCCUCAUCAUCACCUUCCACAACGAGGCACGUUCCACCCUGCUCCGCACGGUGAAGAGCGUCCUGAAUCGCACCCCUCCCAGCCUCAUCCAGGAGAUCAUUUUGGUAGAUGACUUCAGCUCAGAUCCUGAGGAUUGCCAGCUCCUUACCAAGAUCCCAAAGAUCAAGUGUCUGCGCAACACCAGGCGAGAAGGGCUGAUUCGUUCUCGGGUACGAGGAGCUGAAGUGGCCACUGCUGAUGUCCUCACCUUCUUGGACAGUCACUGUGAAGUCAACAGUGAGUGGCUGCAGCCAAUGCUUCAGAGAGUGAAAGAGGAUUAUACUCGAGUGGUGAGUCCUAUCAUUGAUGUUAUCAGCCUGGAUAAUUUUGCCUACCUGGCAGCUUCAGCAGAUCUGAGGGGAGGAUUUGACUGGAGCCUUCACUUUAAGUGGGAGCAGAUUCCUAUAGAGCAGAAGAUGUCCAGAACAGACCCAACUCAGUCUAUAAGAACCCCUGUCAUAGCAGGAGGCAUCUUUGUGAUCAACAAAUCCUGGUUUAACCACCUGGGAAAAUACGAUACUCAAAUGGACAUCUGGGGAGGUGAAAAUUUUGAGCUCUCUUUCCGGGUGUGGAUGUGUGGUGGCAGCUUGGAGAUCGUUCCCUGCAGCCGAGUGGGACAUGUGUUCAGGAAGCGCCAUCCCUAUGACUUCCCUGAGGGCAAUGCACUGACUUACAUCAAGAACACCAAGCGCACAGCAGAAGUGUGGAUGGAUGAAUACAAGCAGUACUACUACGAGGCUCGGCCGUCUGCCAUUGGAAAGUCAUUUGGAAGUGUUGCAGACCGAGUGGAGCAGCGACGCAAACUGAACUGUAAAUCAUUCCAGUGGUAUCUGGAGAAUGUCUACCCCGAGCUCAAGAUUCCUGAAAAGGAGCAGAUUCCAGGAAUAAUUAGACAAGGAGGAAACUGCCUGGAGUCUCAGGCACAGGAUACCACAGGGAAUAUAUUGGUUGGCAUGGGAAUCUGUAAAGGAACAGUGAACAAUCCACCUGUCAUUCAGGAAUGGGUAUUCAGUGACCCUCUAAUUAGGCAGCAGGACAAGUGUCUUUCCAUUACCUCCUUCUCUGCUGGCUCUCAAAUCACACUGGAAGCCUGCAAUCAAAAAGAUAGCAGACAGAAGUGGAAGAUGAAAGGCAGUUUCAUUCAACACUUUGUCAGUGGUCUCUGCCUGGAAAACCAGACUGGGAGAGUGAUGACCAACCCUUGCCAAGCAGAUAUAGCUGGCCAACAGUGGGAGCUGCUACAAGCAACAUGAUGGCAGCACAGAGAUCUCCUUGUUUCUUUGUGCAUGAGACUUUGGGAACAGAGGGGGACUGGAAAGGGAGGAAUGGUUUUGUACAUCUGAUCCUAAAUGUUUUCAUUGUGCCCAUCAGCAAGCCACUAUUUCAGCUGAGCAGUCGAUGUCUAUGAGCUUUUCAGAGAAGAAGCUGGAGGUGAGAGAGGGAUGAGAGUUGCUGGAGUUUUCCCAUCUGUUGUCCUAAGUUCUCCUUUGUAGCUGAUGUCAGUGCACAGCAGCAUCCAGAAGAGGAAGGAGGACCCAGCCCAGCAUUCAGAGGGACCAGAACUACCUUGCAGCUGUCCUCAUCCAUUCCUUUCUCUGCAUUCAAUCUGCUACCUUCAGUCUGACAGUUUAAAGGAUGCUUACACAAGCAUUGGUAGCUCUUUGGCCUCCCUGGCUUUUUGCUCUAACAUCAUGCAUCAUUUAUGCAUGUGUGUCUCUCAAAGAGGACAGCCCAGGAAAAGUCAUGAUUAUGCUAAGUGGAGGGAUAGGGAAGGAACUGUCAGACCCCAAAAGGCAGGUUUGUAACCUCUCUUUGCUGAGCCCAUUCCUUCCUCUGCCUGCAGUAGCUGCCCUACAGCCAAAUGGCCUGAGGUAGGAAACGGGGCACAAUGCUGACAAGAGAUCUGGGAAGGGACAAUCUCUUUUAGCAGCAUAAUCAGGGAUUGUUUGGGGGACUACCUCCUACUGAACUCUUGCUUCCAGUUUUUUAUGGAUGGAAGGCAAGCCCUGCCUCCAUUGAGGGAUCCAGUUACUGUAGGCACCCCAGCUGGGCCUGGUUGCAGGGUACCAAACUCCUGCAGAGCUGGUCAGAGACAGGAGUGAGCACUUUGGGAUGCCAUGGAAGCUGGAACUGUUCUCUGGCUACUCUUCCUGGUGCUCUACUCACUGCCCACUGCACCCCACACCAAAGGUGAUGCACAGAGCUGUGUGGGCAGCACACACUGAUGGUGCCACUGCCCUUGACUCAGUCUUCUUGCAGGAACCCACCCAGGUCACCACUGUGAGGGCCAGAAGAGGACAGCCCCUGCGUCACCUGCUGGUGGUUGGGCAGGAGCAGAACCCUCUUGCUGACUCUGCAUGGCCUUUGUGAACACAGCCCAGCACGACAAGCCACCCAGUCCCUCUGCCUGGUUGCUUUUCCCCCCUCUGUCUCUCAGAAAGAGGAGGCAAAAAGGUCUGGUGCUGCUCCACUCAAUGCCCAGCUCUCCUCCCAGUGGGCACUCUGGGGAGGUCAGCUGGUGAAGCAGAAACUGCCCCUGUACAGGCCUGCCCAGAGAUAUCUCUCCUUUGUGUUCUGGAAAUAGUUGAAGACAACCGGUGUCUGUAGCAAGCAUCCCAGUCCUCCUCCCAGUUACAAGCCAGCUUUAGCUGAGUGUGGGUUUUCAGGCUUGUCAGGGGAAGCUUAUCUAUUCAAAUACAUAAUUUAUAAAAGCCUUUUCUUACUAGUUGUGUUAAAUUUGCCUCUUGAAUCUAGAUUUUGUAAACCAGUCCUCUCCAAGAGCCUGGCAGAGGAGCCAGAUAUUAGGACCACCUUCAAUAGGCGAUUGCUUGUCUGGAUCCUUUCUGAUCUGUUGUAAAAGCAGCAGGAUGUUAAUUUGGAUUCUAAACAGCUGGCUGCUUUUGAUGAUGCAUCUUUCCUUUAUUAAUUUUUUCUCAUACCUUGGUGUUAGACCAAACAGUUGACAAAAGAACAGAUACUGUUCUUCAUGUGUUGCAUGUGCUCAGAAGUGCUUUUGUGAGAGCUGGGACAAUUUGUUUUCUGUUUUCCAUUUUUUAUAUUUUUUUAAAUAUAUCAGCCAGGUGGCAGGAGCUCUUUCCUUGUUUCCCCCUUCACAUUGACAUCAGCUCACCAUCUCAACACUGAUUAACCAGAUGAAUGACCUGACUGCAUUGUGAAAACUCAGGAAGCAGUUGCUUUUGCUCCCAAGCUUACAGCAUGGUGCAGCUGCUCUUCUGUGUGCAACGAGGUUACUGAAUUCACAGAGAUUUCUUUUUCUCAGUGUAGACAUGCUUUGGGCCUGAACCAGGAAAAACACUAGGAAAGAAAACAGCUUUGAAAAGAGAACAGGCAAAAGAGGACAGACCUGUCACAGUAGUGAGAUGCCAUUCCACUAGUAAUUGUUUUUUUUUAAUCAAGAAUAUGCAGGAGAUGCUACUUCCAGAACAGUAUCAUUGGGCAGGAACAGUCAAUUAUCACAUACCUUGCUUGAAAAAGUUGAUGCAAAGACUGAAGAAAACCACUGAGGUGGUACUGUACAUAUGCUGUGUAUACAACAAAGUACUAAUGGAUUAUGUAUUUUUAUCAGAAUGUACCCUUUGUGCACCAUCUGAGCUUCCUCCAUGUCACUCUCCAGCAGCUUAAAGGUUGCAGCUAACAGCAUGUUCACUCCUCCACCAGGUACUGUUCCCUUCCUUCUUGCUCCCACUGUGUGUGCACAGCUUUCUUGCAUUUCCUUCUUUGUAACUGUGCUGGGACAAGGACCCAGCUCCUUUACAAACAAUUCUGGCUGCUGCAGACCACAGGAGCCAUGCCCUGCAUCCAGUCUCCAAGCCUUGGGCCAGCCCUGCUCCAAAGGGCUCUUGUCAGCACAUUGAUCACUGCCCUUGACUUUAUGCUUGGCUCCAGUGUUGGGGGUUACUGAGUGCUCCCAGAGCAGAGGUACCUGGAUGGGCUGUGUUGAUUUGUGCCUCUCUUCCUACUGCUCACCACCUGGCAGAGUGUGAAUUGGCAUCCAGCUGGGGCUCUGAGCUGGGGCAGCUGAAAGCUGGACAUUCUCCUUCUUCAAGUGCCCCAGCCUGGGGUAGAAAAGGGGAAAGGUGGGGAUAUGCUAGAUGUCAAUAACUUAAAUUGCCCCUGAAGAUAGGGAGCUACUGGAGCCCUGAUUCUACCUUGCUUUAGAGAUGUUCUCCUGAGGUCACCUCCCCACUGUCAGCUAAAGCAAUGCUCACAGCACACUUCCUGUAGGAAGCACCAUUCCUUCACCAAUGCAGACCUGUCCCCCAGCAUCAUCUUCUGGAAGCCUUUGGUUUCCAAUGGAUUUUAGGAAUUGCUGAAAAGGAGGUACAUUACAAAAGACUGCUUUCAAGUGUGGGCAAACUGAACUUCUCCUCAGAAUAAAAAAAAUUUUCUUCAAAUUUUUUUCUGUUCCCCUUGCCCUGAAAGAAGGGAAGAACCAUGUUAUCUGUGAUUUUUUUUUUCCCCAAGGUCCAUACAGUGCCAUGUUCUGGAAAAAGUUUGGUGAGGUUUUUGAAACCAAACUGACUGAGCUCUCAAAUUUGAUCCAGUGAUUUGUUUCUUUAGCAGUCAGAACAAGCAGCUGCUCUUUUUCUGUUUACUUUAAACAGCCCCCUAGACUGUCAAGACAGAAUAUUUGCGUUGCUAAUACUUUUUAAGAAAGCUGUUAUUGUAUCAGAACAUCCAGUGUAAUUUCAUGUGCUGUGAACCAGUGGGGGUUUAUUUAAGAGGAGCUGAAACUACUGUUGCAGAGAAAUCAAUUUCAAAAGGUUUAUUUUCCCCACUCACUUGUAAGUUGCACUUUGCCAGAUGUAAUUUAUGUGGAGCUGAGAACUGUUUUCCCUUCUCUUGAAGAAAGCAUGUGCCAGAAUCUGUUUAAUGCCUGGAAUAAAACCAACUUUGAAACAAGUGAUUCAGCCUGUUCUUAUUUCCCCUUGCU
Molecule: messenger RNA, 5708 nt
Organism: Calypte anna (Anna's hummingbird)
Lineage: Eukaryota; Metazoa; Chordata; Aves; Apodiformes; Trochilidae
Gene: GALNT16
Product: polypeptide N-acetylgalactosaminyltransferase 16
Exons: 15
Coding region: 289-2007 (572 amino acids)
Cellular component (GO): Golgi apparatus
Source: RefSeq, a predicted model, not a curated record